CUCGAGUCUCUCUCUCUCUUUUCUUCUCUCUGUGUAGCAAUGGAGAGGGCGACACAGCCUCCACCAGUAGCUGAGGAGCUGACGCUAGACUACAUGAAGAUACAAGCACAGAGCUUACAGAAGGCCAUAUCUCGACUCCUCGAAGACUUCGACGCUUAUACCCACACCAAAACUACUCCCAAAUGGAAGGACAUUCUAGGGAAAUACAAGAUGAUAAAUCUUGAUCUCUUUAUCCUUGUGGAAGAAGUAAAACAAGUUUCCAAGGACUUCGAUGUGUUUCCUAAGAACGUUAACGCCGAGAACGCUGCAAUUUUACCGGUUAUGUUGGCUACCAAGCUACUCCCCGAGAUGGAAACUGAUAACAAAGUCAAGAUAGAUCAGUUGCUUCACGAGGUUCAGAGUUUGCCUAUACCUACGCAAAUCGAAACCCUAAAGGAGAGGAUUGGUAAGAUUGCAGAAGCUUGUGAAGAUGCAGUGAAAGUGUUGGCUGAUGCUCGUAAAGCUUAUGGACUUGCCCCCGACCGAGGAGGUCCUUCUAUGCCUCCUACUCCUAUGGAGAAAGCUCAAGCUGCAAAGAUUAAGGGGAAGGAGAGAAUGUUACGUGCUGCUGUAAAUGAUGGUGAAGGAAUAAGACUGCCUCCAGACCAAAGAGAGAUCACCACUGCACUUCCACCUCAUAUGGUGGAUGCGCUAUUCGUCAACAAUGCAGUGUUUAACAGCAGCGGAAUAAUGCAAACACAGCAGUCUCAAUCGCAGUCUCAGCAACCAGAACAACAACAAGGAGAUUAUGGGAAUAUGCAGGCCAAUCAGCAGAAUCUACAGCCGGACAUGUUGCAGAAUGCGCAACAAAGUCCUCAAUAAAAAAGUAAUCCCAUUUGUAUGACUUGGGCUCUUAAUGGACCUUAUUUUUUCCAACUGUAUGGUUAAAACGUUAGCAUAAUGGGUCUGGUCCAUUCUUACUAU
Messenger RNA from Raphanus sativus (radish), 963 nucleotides. RefSeq names its product mediator of RNA polymerase II transcription subunit 8. The coding region runs from base 40 to 861 and encodes 273 amino acids. Lineage: Eukaryota; Viridiplantae; Streptophyta; Magnoliopsida; Brassicales; Brassicaceae. The transcript is spliced from 6 exons. The record is from RefSeq and is a predicted model, not a curated record. Gene Ontology annotation, cellular component: mediator complex.